CGUGGGUUUCCCCCGUACCUGUGGGGGCCUCUCCCUGGUUGGUCUGGGAGUUCCAGGGUCACCCCCUCCAACAGGGGACGGCUCUUCCAGCCACUAUGAACGCAAUGGGAGGGAUUCUCCCCGGCCCCCCUGUCCCUAGGCUCUUUCCUGCUCUGCCCCCUCCCCUUCUGUGUGCGUUGUCCUCCCUUCCCACCCCAUCCCUGGCUUCAGUGCCUGCCCUUCUAGCCCCUGCCCCUGCUUCCUCCUGGCUGCAGAGGGCGCUCUGACCGCGGACAGGGGGCUCUAGAGUCUCACGCAGCCCUCGGCCGGGGCGUCAACGUCACUUCCUCCGUCGGCCGGAUGCGACUUGAGAAAGCCGGAAGUCAAGCAGGGGCUGGCCGCUUGUAUUGCCUACGUAGAGCGGAUGGCGGCGGAGGGGGCUGGAGUCCCGCGCGGAGGGGCCUCUUCUUCCAGCUCCGACGAAGAAUCGGCGCCCACUGCAGCUGAGGAGCUGGCUGCCCAGAAGAGGGAGGAGAGGUUGAGGAAGUUCAGAGAGCUCCAUAUGAAAAGGAAUGAAGCUCGCAAGCUAAAUCACCAGGAAGUUGUGGAAGAAGAUAAAAGACUUAAGUUGCCGGCAAACUGGGAAGCAAAAAAGGCUCGACUGGAAUGGGAACUGAAGGUUGAGGAAAAGAAGAAGGAAUGUGCUGCUAAAGGAGAAGAUUAUGACCGGGUGAAGUUGUUAGAAAUCAGUGCUGAGGAUGCAGAAAGAUGGGAAAGGAAAAAGAAGAGAAAAAAUCCGGAUCUAGGAUUUUCAGAUUAUGCAGCUGCUCAGUUGCGCCAGUAUCAGAGGUUAACCAAGCAGAUCAAACCUGACAUGGAAAAAUAUGAAAAGCUAAGAGAAGAAAACGGAGAAGAAUUGUAUCCAACAGCAAACAGUCUUCUUCAUGGAACUCAUGUACCAUGUAAAGAAGGGGUUGAUAGAAUGGUUACAGAUCUUGAAAAACAAAUUGAAAAACGUGAAAAAUACAGUCGGCGACGUGCUUAUAAUGAUGAUGCGGAUAUUGAUUACAUUAAUGAGAGAAAUGCCAAAUUCAAUAAGAAGGCAGAAAGGUUCUAUGGGAAAUAUACAGCAGAAAUUAAACAGAACUUGGAGAGAGGAACAGCUGUCUAAACUUUCACAUCCCAAGAGAGGCACAGUUCUACAAAGAAAUUGUUCAGUAUAAGCUUAGCAUAUUUUGCAGAAAGGCCUAAGAACUGUAUCAACAUGCUAAUUGUGCAAGUAUAAACUUUGCUAGAGACUUUUAAUAUUAAAAUGACAACUUGUGGAAGAGACUUUUUUUUAAAAUCCAAUAGUGGCUAUUGCAUAAAUGCUUGAAUGAUAGCAGCUAUCAUAGCUGUACAUAGCUUGCCCUUCCAGAGGUGGCUGGUUUGUGUCAAUUUAGCAAACCUCAAAGGGGUUGUUACUCAGAUCAUACCCUGCAGUUCCAGAAAUGCAGUUUUUGUUUUGAUUGAUUUUGUAAGUGGUUGUGACCAUUAAAAAAAGGUGAACUAAACAGAA
Messenger RNA from Chelonia mydas (Green sea turtle), 1537 nucleotides. It is a transcript of the gene SYF2, whose product is annotated as SYF2 pre-mRNA splicing factor. The coding region runs from base 404 to 1150 and encodes 248 amino acids. The record is from RefSeq and is a predicted model, not a curated record. Gene Ontology annotation, cellular component: Prp19 complex; catalytic step 2 spliceosome; post-mRNA release spliceosomal complex. NCBI's taxonomy places the organism in Eukaryota, Metazoa, Chordata, Testudines, Cheloniidae. The transcript has 7 exons.